UGAUGAGCUUAUGAGUUUAUUCCGUCAGCCGGUGAUGUUUAUUCAAUAAACUCACCUUUUUGAAAUUAUGAUUAUCAUCAAAUAUUAUUAUUUAGCCAGCAUAAUGUGAUUGUCGACAUCACGAAAUAUGUUCACGUAUCGACGCUACUAAGUGACAGGUCAGAAGUCACAACGAUAUCGCUAUCUUCGUCAUAUCAAAAAAGUAUUAGAAUAACAAUGGUUCAUCCCAUUUUACAAAUCUUCAUCCCCGACACGCUUCAAGCCUCGCUUAUCCAGUAUGAGAGGCAAAGAGGUCACCGUCACGGCCGUCAAGCCUUCAAUCUUAUCGGGUUUACUCAGAGACAAUCUCAAAACUGUCCUCAUCUUCCCGAUAACGAAAAAGAUCAAAAAGGUCACUCCUCCUCUCAGGCGCAACAUCUCCUCCUCCCCGACCUCGUUCAAGUCUCUCUUGUCGCGUUAUCUUCGUCCUACAAGGCGUACGAGUCUAGUGCGUAUCACGAUGAUGAAGUCGUUGGUCAAGUCAUCCUUGAUGACGAACCCCUCCAACCAACUCCGGCCUGGGCAUGUUCCGAACUUUCUUCCCUGUUUGUCACGCUACGUCUUUUUUCGCCAUCGUCGCCUUCCUCCGCGUCGUCCAUUCGGGUGGAACGUGUCGUCUUAGACGGCCUCGUCUUAUCCCCUGACCCUGGCGUUGUCAUCCUCUUCCAUUACUCGCCCUCCCUCCUCAAUCAAGCCCACCAUUUGCGCCACCUUCACGAAUCCGAGAGUGGACUGCCUCCCCUUCUUCGCGCCGCGUUUCGCCCUCUUCCUCGCGAUCGGAACGACCUUAUUCCCCUCCAAGGGAGAGAAUGGCCUUCAAGUGAGGUCGCGAGUGACCCAUUCGGCCUAGAAUUUGGGGAUGAAAUCGACUCUUCCACGGCCAGUUGGCGUGAUAGGGUCCUUUCAAGGUCGAUGGGGGUUAAGCAGAUUAAUCUCCGUGCUCGGUUGGUGUUAAAUCUAUUUCACGGUAAAUUGUCGAUCCUCGCGGGGCUCAACUUGAUUGCACUGCUGACUCUGGAUAUCACUCUGGGCGUGAUGUUGACCACUUUUUUGCUGACCUUCUUCCCCGCCUUAUAUGCCACCCUGCAUGCCCAAGUCCACAUCCUGUUACGCCUUCUGCUCGGUCUACUGGAAUGGUUGAAAGGUUCCCCGGCCGGUUUGAAGCUCAACGCCGAGCUCAACUCGCUCCUUUGGCGAUUUUUCUCUUAUCAUUUGCACCUCUGGGCGAAUUAUAUUGGAAUUUUGGAGCCAAUUUUAUCCCUGAUCUUAUCCACGAUAAUCUGGAUCGGGCCACUCAGCUUUACUGUGCAGCUCUCCUUGAUGAAAGACCUCAUCAGCAUGGCCACAUUUCAUGUCUACUGUCUCUACAUUUACGCCACGAGACUCUACCACAUCUUCCUUAUCGUGAUAACCUCCCUGGGCCGUCUCUUCUUUGGCCGGAAGUGGAAUCCACUACGAAAUCGGGUCGACCACGUGCACCUCUCGAUCUCGGAAGUCUUCCUGGGCGCUCUCUUCUUCACGAUUGCCAUCUUCCUCUCGCCCACGGUGAUCAUUUACUACGCCGUCUUCUUAUCGCUCCGCUUGACUGUCCUCUUCCUCGAGUUGAGCCUCUCCCACUUUGUCGCCACAUUCAACUCGAUCCGACCCGUGAGCACGCUGCUUAUCUUGGCAAACAGUCCCCGCGUUUGUGACCAAGUUUAUCUCGAACGUCUCCUAGAACCAGAAGAUUCGUCGUCUUCUUCGUUUCAACAUCCGCCCCAAUUUCGGAUUCGCCUGCAAGCCACAAAGUCACCCUUUUCACUGUCUCCGACUUCCUCGGACAGCGACGACGGGGGUGGAUUCAGCCUCUUCAAAACGAUAAGCUACAUCAUCCGGGGGCAAGUUCUUAACCGAUGAGAUGAGAUAAGGUAAACAAGAAAAUAUGUAUUUAUUCUUUGCCAUCAUCAUCAUCAGCACGUGCUUAUCAAUCAGCAAACUUUUACAAUUAAGCAAGAAUUAAAUAAUAGUAACUUAUUUAAUUUCAUAUUUAUCUAAAUA
Folsomia candida is the source of this 2076-nucleotide messenger RNA. It is a transcript of the gene PIG-Q, whose product is annotated as phosphatidylinositol N-acetylglucosaminyltransferase subunit GPI1. The coding region runs from base 217 to 1935 and encodes 572 amino acids. Gene Ontology annotation, biological process: GPI anchor biosynthetic process. The transcript has 7 exons. The record is from RefSeq and is a predicted model, not a curated record. Gene Ontology annotation, cellular component: membrane; endoplasmic reticulum. Lineage: Eukaryota; Metazoa; Arthropoda; Collembola; Entomobryomorpha; Isotomidae.